GUUUGCCUGACAGAUUUACUGUGCAGCCAAUGGGAGUUCAAGUUCUCGUGUAACGCCUGCCCCCCAAGUCAUUUUAUGGGGGUAGCGAUUAGGUAAUGGCGACGGGUUUGUUUAAGUGCUAUAAUAUGGUGUGGGAAGUGAAGACAAAGGACAUGCCCAAUACAGUACAGAAAGUCCAGUUGGUAAUGGACAAAAGACCUACAGCAAUGGAUGAAUCUCUGGAAGUGCUGAAGUGUGAUGAACGUCUCCCAUCUUCGCCAGGUUACGAGUCUUCUGAUGAUCACAUGGAACUUGAUGACCUUCCAGAACUGCAGGCUGUUCAGACUGACUCUACAUCAUCACCAGAGGUUUUCCACCUUGAUGCAAAUGUAUCACAUCAAGAAUAUACAGUGCCUUCAUGGAGUCAAAAUACCUCAAAUAUGUCAGAAAGUGCCUAUUCUUAUGGAAAUGGGAUGAACUGGUUGACUGAACUGGCCAAUAUUGCCACAAGUCCACAAAGCCCAUUAAUGCAAUGUUCAUUCUAUAACAGAUCAUCACCUGUUCACAUAAUAGCUACCAGCAAAAGUUUACAUUCCUAUGCCCGUCCUCCACCUGUUUCUACAGAAAGUGAGUCAAAUGUAUCCAAAAGUCAUUGGAAGGAAGAACGACCAGUAAGACAUGAGCGAGCAAACAGUGAGUCGGAAUCUGGCAUUUUCUGUAUGUCAUCCUUUUCUGAUGAUGAUGAUUUAGGGUGGUGUCACUCGUGGCCUCACACCAUUUGGCACGGUUUUCUAAAAGGCACACGUCUGUGUUUUCAUAAAGGGCGCAAGAAAGUAUGGCAGGAUGUGGAAGACUUUUCCAAAAGCAUGCGCUAUAGAUCACAGCAUGAUGCCAACGCUGUCACCCAGAAGGGUUAUGGAUCAGAUGGUUUGAAACUGAUUUCUCAUGAAGAGAGUGUGUCUUGUGGGGAAUCUGUUCUGCAGCUGACGUUUGACCCAGGUACACAGGAAGGCUUGCUUACAGUGGAGUGCAAAUUGGAUCACCCAUUCUAUGUAAAAAAUAAAGGCUGGUCAUCAUUUUACCCGAGCCUAACCGUGGUUCAGCAUGGCAUUCCCUGCUAUGAGAUGCACAUUGGUGAUAUAUGCCUACCUCCAGGACAUCCUGAUGCCAUAAAUUUUAAUGAUUCUGGUGUUUUUGAUACCUUUAAAAGUUAUGAUUUCACGCCAAUGGAUUCCUCUGCUGUGUAUGUGUUAAGCAGUAUGGCACGUCAACGUCGGGUUUCCUUAUCCAAUGGUGGCGCAAGCAGCCCAGAUUCAGAGAAAUCGGACUACAGCAAGGACUGUGCAUCUCCACAAACUUCUUACACUUCAUUAUAUAAUAAAACUGGCAAGAGUCACAGCUCAGGGACUGCUAACUCUGUGAUGGCCACAUCUCCCAAUAAGUGCAAACGACCAAUGAACGCCUUCAUGCUUUUUGCCAAAAAAUAUAGGGUUGAAUACACACAGAUGUACCCAGGAAAAGAUAACCGAGCCAUAAGUGUGAUUCUUGGUGACAGAUGGAAAAAGAUGAAGAAUGAGGAAAGGAGAAUAUACACAAUAGAAGCUAAAGCCCUGGCUGAAGAACAAAAACGUAUAAAUCCUGACUGUUGGAAGAGAAAAAGAACAAAUUCAGGCUCACAGCAACAUUAAAUAUGAAUGUAGCGGGAUAUUGUGUCGAAACAUGCGGUUCGGCUGGCUGGAAGAAGAAAGUCUGACAUCACCGUGUUGUGAAUGUGCUCCGAGACUGUACUAGCAGCAAUGUCACAGAAGUAAUCUGACAUGAAUGACUGAAGGCUUUCCUGUUUUAAACAUAGCAUUACAUAUGCAAAAAUAUCAAUAUUUUAAACCAAAUCGCCUUAUUUUUGAAAAAUUAUAUAUCAGGUAAUAUAGGCUUGAAAAAUCGAUAUCCUGUGGUGCUACAAUGAGGUGUGUAUCAGCAUAUUGUUUUUAAAAACAACCAGGUUAAUAAAAAAUGGGAAUUUAUAGAACAUAUAACUGCUGUUUAUCGACCCUACUGCUUAUUAAUAUGUAUUGCACAAAUGUAAUUAUCUUUACGUUAGAAUGUGUAAGUUUCUGACGUGAUAUGUUAAUGCAAGGUGCAUGAGCACUAACUGACUAUUCAUUGCCACUGAGCUCCAUUUAUAUUUUGGCAAGUGGAUCAUUAGCUUCCUUAUAGACUGAGGGGCCAGCAAUUUCCUACAGACCCCUCCAAAUGCCAAGGUGUUGAAGCUUAAGAUUUAGUAAUUUAGGUUGCCACAGAAUCUACAGAUAUAGAUUUUAUUUUGCUAUAAAAAUGUCAUUAUUGAUGGGGGGGUUGACUUUGCACUUAACUCUGGUGCAACACUUGCACUUUACUUUUUCUUGUGUCUGUCGGAAUAAACAGACGCAUAUAUUGUUCUGUGUUGCGGCUGUAGGACUGUGAUGAGUGGAAAUCUUGGCUCCUGAAUUGCAGCUGUAAUACAGUUUGUCAGCAUCAUCUGCCCCAGUAAUUUUUGCACACUAUAUUCUUGUAUAUUUCAAAUAAAUGUUGUUGAAAUGGU
Molecule: messenger RNA, 2557 nt
Organism: Bufo gargarizans (Asiatic toad)
Lineage: Eukaryota; Metazoa; Chordata; Amphibia; Anura; Bufonidae
Gene: HBP1
Product: HMG-box transcription factor 1
Exons: 11
Coding region: 96-1667 (523 amino acids)
Biological process (GO): regulation of transcription by RNA polymerase II
Cellular component (GO): nucleus
Molecular function (GO): DNA-binding transcription factor activity, RNA polymerase II-specific; RNA binding; RNA polymerase II cis-regulatory region sequence-specific DNA binding
Source: RefSeq, a predicted model, not a curated record